AUGGAUAUAUUACCUACAGAGCUGCGGUGUCUUAUCAUCAACCACAUCAACAGGCCUGCUGAUCUUGGCAAGUGUAGAUUGGUUUGCAAAGCUUGGAACUCGUUCGCAGAGGUUGCCAUGUUGACUGCGCAAAUAAGAAUCAGAACAGAAUUUCACGCUUGGAAGCUAUACAGAUAUCUUAAACAGAAACCACACAUGGCUCAGCAUAUAAAGCAUUUAACAAUCGUGGCAACACAUCCAACAGAGACAAACGGCAGGGCUUUCCUUAAUCUGUUAAGCUUAGCUAUCACUCCCGAGACAGAGAUAGUAGAUGGCAUUGUUGGUUUGGAUGUCAUAUACAAGAAGCUGAUUCAGCUACUGAGAAACUCGCGUCAUCCAAUCGCAAAAAUCAAGAUGCUACCUAUGCCAAUCAAUUAUAACCAGAUAUACAUGAAUGCAGUGCUCGGUUUCAAACAUACGCUUCAAGAAUUGAUACUGAACUUCAACAAUAUUCCUAUUGAUUGGAAUCUCGUUUAUUGUCUAGAAGAAAUUGAGAAAUUGAAGUCGUUGACCUUGGUUGGAGACAUUUACAACAUCACUUUGACAGACACUAUAUUGAAGCGAUGCUCAAAUCUAACGGAAUUGGAUAUAAAUGUUCGUUUCAGUGAUCCUAUUGUGUUGGACAAAAGCUCUGUACACUGGUGGUCCAGUAGAAACAAUGUUGAAAAAGUACAUAGUAUGAGGGCAUUGAGAUUUGGAGCUCACGUUCGCUCCGACCUACUGGAAUACCUCAUUUACAAGUUUCCACGCAUUCAAACUGUUCAGCUCACGACAGAAUGCGGUUCAUCUGUCGUCAACUUAUAUACCCAGUACAGCAAAGAUAAUAUACGGCUUACAACAUGUGAUCAAUGCAAUAAUUUUGCAGACAAAUAUAUUGAGCAUGAUUUUGUUAUUAUAUUCAUUGAUAUGCUUCUGCACAAACCUCAAGUAUAUAGACAUCUGCUGUUUAAUAGAAUUACAGAGCAAGAUGGAGUAGAACCGCAUGUGUUUCGAUUUGCUAUAUUGCUGAUUCUGUUUGAAGUUUACAUCAAGUGGUUUAGACUCGAGCGAUAUUAUACCGACUAUGAUACAAAGUUCAUAGAACAACCGCUUUAUUACCAGUAUCUGUAUAUCUUGACACUUUGCAUCUUUGAGUUUAUCGUCUUUCACUGUUGCAUUAAUUUAGCAAUUCGAGUCUACUUUCGUAACCAAAACAAGAGAAUAAGACACAACUAUGUCUCCAUGGCACUGAUCAUCUCAAGUUUUGGAAAGAUGCUAUUGAUUUUGAUGGUAAUUUGGGAUUACAAGCAACUGGAGUAUUCCUGGCUUGUCGGUAUCAUUGUAUUGGCAUCCAACACCGAGGCACUAUCAGUUUACCUGAAUAUACCUUAUUUUCAGACCUUGCUCAUCAUUUCAAUUGGGAUUCUUGGCCGAGUGUUUGCGCAGUUUUUGUUUCUGUAUCUCACCUAUUUCAAUGCCCAACAAGACAAUGCUCCGUUCUAUCUAACAAAAUCUAGAUGGAUUAGCAUUUAG
This is a messenger RNA of Mucor velutinosus, 1551 nucleotides long. RefSeq names its product 40S ribosomal protein S25. The record is from RefSeq and is a predicted model, not a curated record. Lineage: Eukaryota; Fungi; Mucoromycota; Mucoromycetes; Mucorales; Mucoraceae. The transcript has 8 exons. Gene Ontology annotation, cellular component: Golgi apparatus; cortical endoplasmic reticulum. Gene Ontology annotation, molecular function: protein binding. Gene Ontology annotation, biological process: intracellular sterol transport; regulation of plasma membrane sterol distribution; sterol metabolic process. Bases 1 to 1551 code for a protein of 516 amino acids.